Closterium sp. NIES-67 is the source of this 346-nucleotide messenger RNA. The record is from the annotation of a GenBank genome assembly. Lineage: Eukaryota; Viridiplantae; Streptophyta; Zygnematophyceae; Desmidiales; Closteriaceae.
CGUAUGUGAAAUGAGAGAGAGCGAAAGAGGUAUAGAGAGAGAGGGGGAGAGUGAGAGACAAAGAGAGAGAGAGAGAGAGAGAGAGAGAGAGAGAGAGAGAGAGAGAGAGAGAGAGAGAGAGAGAGAGAGAGAGAGAGAGAGAGAUAGAGAGAGAGUGAGAGAGAGAGAUAGAGAGAGAGAGAGAGAGAGAGAGAGAGAGAGAGAGAGAGAGAGAGAGAGAGAGAGAGAGAGAGAGAGAGAGAGAGAGAGAGAGAGAGAGAGCGAGAAGGGCGAAGGGAGGAGUGGUGUUGCUAAUAGAAAGAGGAAUACUUCUGACAGUUGACUUGCCGGACAACGGUCAAAGUCU